CAUUGGACGCUGAGAAGAAUGCCUUUUGGAAUAGUACUAACAAGAUUAUAAUGGAAAUAUCGAUAACUUCAGAAAAUAAUCAUGCUUAUGCAACUAAGAUUACAAGAAGGGAUGUAUUCUACCCAGAUAUACCAUCUGUUGUGUUAAAGACUUCAUUGCCAGCAACAUUAUCUUACGAACAAACAGUUUGGAGUGACUUACCUAAUGUACCGACACUACUAAUUGAGUUGUUAAGUGAAAUUGAUAAAUGCAUACCACCAUUAAAGUAUAUAGGUUAUGGUAUUGGUGACUGCACAUUGAAACACUGUGAUAAAAUAUUAAAUGUGUUAUUAACCGCCAGAUAUGAAAGUGAUUUACGUAAAAGUAUAAUUCAUCAGUGUCAUCGGUCAUUACUAGCACAAAUCAUAGUCUUAUUUUUAUUAAGAAUGGAAGAUCCACCGUUUAUUGCGACAUCAACAUUGUGUUCUGCUUUGUUAGAGAAAAAAAUUUCAAUUAAUCUUCAAACACCAAAAUGUGAUCAGUAUGAUGCUAAUAUUGAAAUGAUUAUUCAGGAUUGUUUAACCCCUUUAAGUAUAUAUCAGAAAGCCACUAUAUCGUAUUUCAUUGAAAACUGCCAACGAUGGUGUCAGUCUGAGAUAGCCUAUCAAAUUAAACAGAAUUCUAAGUUUGAACAGAAUGAAGUCUAUCCGAAAUUGUUGGAAUUUUUAGCUCAUUUUUUUUCAAAAUCACUAAUUGGUUUACCGAAAUCGUAUAUUUCAUCAUUAUUGUUAGCACACAGUAAUGCUGAUUUGGAUAAUAUUCGAGAGGAAAUAUUUAUCGUUCUUACUGGAAUGAUUAGUUCAUAUUUUUGGCACAGGAACUCAAUAGAAUGUUUAUGCAUAAUUGAAAGAAAUACAUUUAAUAAAUUACCCACUCUAAUAGGAUCUGAUUCAGAAAAUGAUGAUCUAUACAACGGAGGCUUUUUAUCUGACUAAUUGAUAACAUUCAUCUACACCUGUUCGCAUGGAGUUCUUGCUUUCUUCUAUUUGACAAGGUGACGCUAGGCUUUUUCUAUGUAAAUUAUUACAUGUUCAAGAGUUGGUUGAUGAUAAAUCUUGUGGACGUACAAUACUUCAGGAUGUUUUAUACAGACUUCUGAAUUUUAAUGAAGAUUAGAAUUAUAAUCCGUUAACAUUGUAAGCU
This is a messenger RNA of Trichobilharzia regenti, 1182 nucleotides long. NCBI's taxonomy places the organism in Eukaryota, Metazoa, Platyhelminthes, Trematoda, Strigeidida, Schistosomatidae. The record is from the annotation of a GenBank genome assembly.